AGUGGAGUCCCUGAAAAGGGACAGCUUUGAAAGACAGCUUCUAAAGAAUAACAAAUAGGAGGAGUUACAGUACCUGAUUUGGGGACUGCUCUUACUCAAGUGCUGCACAGCAAGGAAGAUAAUUUUCAAGCGUUAUGAAGGCGGAGGAGGAUUCUGAAGACGAGGAAAAUAUCGUUAGAGAUCCAAGCUAAGUGUAGCCCAGCAUGAAGACUGCAGAACAGGAAGAGUUGUAACGGGAAGGACCGAGUCACUUGUUAGGCGUUUCUCUGAGGGCUUGCUUUGUGAGCUACAGAGAUUUGUAACUUAAUGCGAAGUAGUUUGCUGUUAGCAACAAGAAACUAAAUCCUGUCUAUGAUGAACUGUUGGUUUUCUUGUGCUCCUAAGAACAGACAAGCAACAGAUUGGAACAAAUAUGAUGACCGAUUGAUGAAAGCAGCAGAAAGGGGAGAUGUAGAAAAAGUGUCCUCAAUCCUUGCUAAAAAGGGGGUCAAUCCAGGCAAACUAGAUGUGGAAGGCAGAUCUGCCUUUCAUGUUGUAGCCUCAAAGGGGAAUCUUGAGUGUUUGAAUGCCAUCCUCAUACAUGGAAUUGAUAUUACAACCAGUGACACCGCAGGGAGGAAUGCUCUUCACCUGGCUGCAAAGUAUGGGCAUGCAUUGUGUCUACAAAAACUUCUACAGUACAGUUGUCCCACUGAACAUGUAGACCUGCAGGGAAGAACUGCACUUCACGAUGCAGCUAUGGCAGACUGUCCUUCUAGCAUACAGCUGCUCUGCGACCACGGGGCCUCAGUGAAUACCAGAGAUGUAGAUGGGCGGACGCCACUUGUGCUGGCUACUCAGAUGUGUAGGCCAACAAUAUGUCAACUGCUGAUAGAUAGAGGGGCGGAUAUUAAUUCCAGAGACAAACAAAACAGGACUGCUCUCAUGCUAGGUUGCGAGUAUGGUUGCAAAGAUGCAGUAGAAGUCUUAAUCAGAAAUGGUGCUGAUGUAACCUUGCUGGAUGCCCUUGGCCAUGAUAGUUCUUACUAUGCAAGAAUUGCUGACAAUCUGGACAUUCUAACCUUACUGAAGACUGCAUCAGAAAAUACCAGCAAAGGGAGAGAAGUUUGGAAGAAAGGACCAUCUUUACAACAGCGAAAUUUGACGCAGAUGCUAGAUGAAGUAAAUAUGAAAUCAGAUCAGAGGGAGCAUCAAAACAUUCAGGAUCUGGAGAUUGAAAAUGAAGAUCUGAAAGAGAGGUUGAGAAAAAUUCAGCAGGAACAGAGAAUAUUAUUGGAUAAAGUAAAUGGUUUACAACUACAGCUGAAUGAGGAAGUAAUGGUUGCUGAUGAUCUGGAAAGUGAGAAAGAAAAGCUGAAGUCCCUUUUGGCAGCUAAAGAAAAGCAACAUGAAGAAAGCCUAAGAGCUAUUGAGGCUCUGAAAAAUAGAUUCAAGUAUUUUGAGAGCAAUCAUUUAGGAUCGGGAAGUCAUUUCAGUAACAGAAAAGAAGAUAUGCUUCUUAAACAAGGUCAAAUGUACAUGACAGACUCACAGUGUACUUCCACAGGUAUGCCAGCCCAUAUGCAAAGCAGAUCUAUGUUAAGACCACUAGAACUGGCCUUACCUAAUCAAACCUCAUAUUCAGAAAAUGAAAUUUUAAAGAAAGAAUUAGAAGCAAUGAGAACUUUCUGUGAUUCUGCAAAACAAGACAGACUCAAGCUCCAAAAUGAACUGGCUCACAAGGUGGCAGAGUGCAAAGCCUUAGCACUGGAAUGUGAAAGGGUCAAAGAGGAUUCAGAUGAGCAGAUAAAGCAACUAGAAGACGCCUUGAAAGAUGUUCAGAAGAGAAUGUAUGAGUCAGAAGGUAAAGUGAAACAAAUGCAGACACAUUUUCUUGCCCUGAAAGAGCACCUAACAAGCGACGCAGCUACUGGGAACCACAGACUGACAGAAGAACUGAAGGAUCAGUUGAAAGACAUGAAAGUGAAAUAUGAAGGUGCGUCUGCAGAAGUGGGGAAAUUAAGAAACCAAAUCAAACAAAAUGAGAUGUUAGUUGAAGAGUUUAAGAGGGAUGAAGGCAAGCUAAUGGAAGAGACUAAGCGACUGCAGAAGGAAUUGAGCAUGUGUGAACUGGAGCGAGAGAAGAGAGGGAGAAAGGUCACCGAGAUGGAAGGCCAGUUAAAGGACUUGUCAUCCAAGCUGGCCCUUUCCAUUCCGGCAGAGAAAUUUGAAAACAUGAAGAGCUUGUUGUCAAAUGAAGUAAAUGAGAAGGCAAAAAAAUUAAUAGAGAUGGAAAGGGAAUAUGAAAGAUCACUUAGCGAAAUUAGACCGUUAAAGAGAGAACUUGAGAAUUUGAAGGCCAAACUGGCUCAGCAGGUCAAGCCGGAAGAACAUGAGCAGCUCAAGAGCAGAUUAGAGCAAAAGUCAGGAGAACUUGGGAAGAGAAUCAGUGAGUUAACGUCGAAAAAUCAGACACUACAGAAGGAGAUCGAAAAGGUCUAUCUGGAUAAUAAGCUCCUCAACCAACAAGUGCAUAACUUAACGACUGAAAUGAAAAAUCAUUACGUCCCUUUAAAAGUAAGUGAAGAAAUGAAAAAGUCACGUGAUGUAAUUGUUGAUGAUUUGAAUAAAAAGCUUUCAGAUGUGACACACAAAUACACAGAAAAGAAGUUGGAAAUGGAGAAAUUGCUGAUGGAAAAUGCCAGUUUAAGUAAGAACGUUAGCCACCUGGAAACUGUGUUCAUACCUCCAGAGAAACACGAAAAAGAGAUAAUGGCCCUGAAAUCUAAUAUUGUUGAACUUAAGAAGCAGCUAUCUGAACUUGAUAAAAAAUGUGGUGAUGACCAAGAGAAAAUAUAUUCGCUCACAUCUGAAAACACUGACUUGAAAAAGAUAAUGAGUAAUCAGUAUGUGCCAGUGAAAACCCACGAAGAGAUUAAAACUGCUUUGAGUAGCACAUUGGAUAAAACCAGCAGAGAAUUAGUAGACGUGAAGAAGAAGUGUGAAGAUAUAAAUCAAGAAUUUGUGAAAAUAAAAGAUGAGAAUGAAAUAUUAAAAAGAAACCUGGAGAACACUCAGAACCAAAUAAAAGCUGAGUACAUAAGCCUAAGAGAGCACGAGGAAAAGAUGAGUGCUGUGAGGAAGAGCAUGAAGAAGGUCCAGGACAACAGUGCCGAAAUAUUGGCUAACUACAAAAAAGGCCAGGAGGAGAUUGUAACACUGCAUGCCGAGAUCGAGGCCCAGAAAAGGGAACUUGACACAAUACAAGAAUGCAUCAAGCUAAAAUAUGCCCCAAUUAUCAGCUUUGAAGAGUGUGAGAGAAAAUUUAAAGCUACCGAGAAAGAACUAAAAGAACAGUUAUCCGAGCAGACACAAAAGUAUCACAUCAGCGAAGAAGAGGCCAAGAAGUGCAAGCAAGAAAACGACAAGUUAAAGAAGGAGAUCCUCACUCUUCAGAAGGAUCUAAAGGAUAAAAAUGUUCUUGUUGAGAAUUCUCAUGAAAUGGAAAGAGCAUUAAGCAGAAAAACAGAAGAGCUGAACAGACAGUUAAAAGACCUGUUGCAGAAAUACACAGAGGUAAAGAACGAGAAAGAGAAGCUGGUGGAGGAAAAUGCCAAGCAGACCUCUGAGAUGCUUGCAGCACAAACUCUUUUGCAGAAACAGCAUGUUCCACUGGAACAGGUUGAGGCCCUGAAAAAGUCUCUUAAUGGCACAAUUGAGAUGCUUAAGGAAGAACUGAAGAGUAAGCAAAGGUGUUAUGAGAAAGAGCAGCAGACAGUGACCCAACUGCGGCAGAUGCUGGAGAAUCAGAAGAACUCCUCUGUGCCCCUGGCAGAGCAUCUGCAGAUUAAGGAAGCAUUUGAGAAAGAAGUUGGAAUCAUAAAAGCUAGCUUGAGAGAAAAGGAAGAAGAGAGCCAAAACAAAACCAAAGAGGUCUCCAAACUCCAGUCUGAGAUUCAGAAUACGAAACAAGCAUUAAAAAAAUUAGAGACUAGGGAGGUGGUUGAUUUGUCUAAAUAUAAAGCAACGAAAAGUGAUUUGGAGACACAGAUUUCCAACUUAAAUGAAAAAUUGGCCAAUCUGAAUAGGAAGUAUGAGGAAGUAUGUGAGGAGGUUUUGCAUGCCAAAAAGAAGGAACUGUCUGCAAAAGAUGAGAAGGAAUUGCUCCAUUUCAGCAUUGAGCAAGAAAUCAAGGAUCAGCAGGAACGAUGCGAUAAGUCCUUAACAACAAUCACAGAGUUACAGAGAAGAAUACAGGAAUCCGCCAAACAGAUCGAAGCUAAAGAUAAUAAGAUAACUGAACUGCUCAGCGAUGUGGAAGGACUAAAACAAGCACUCAGUGGCCUUUCCCAGCUCACCUGCGCGAGCAGGGGUCCCAGUAAGAGGCAGAGUCAGCUGAUUGGCAGUCUGCAGCACCAGGUCAAGUCCCUGCAGCAGCAGCUGGCGGAUGCUGACAGACAGCACCAAGAAGUAAUUGCAAUUUAUCGGACACACCUUCUUAGUGCUGCACAGGGUCACAUGGAUGAAGAUGUGCAGGCGGCCUUACUCCAGAUCAUACAGAUGCGGCAAGGGCUUGUGUGCUAGCAUCAGCACCCACCAGCCGAUGCUGGCUUUCCCUGCUGGUGCUGAGCAUUCUGUGUGCAACUCCAUGGCCUUUCUGGACCUCACUUUCCCUCAGCUUUCCCUGCUGGUGCUAGUAUAAUUAAAAUAAAGUAUAUUUUGAUCCAUUAGUAGGUUUUUAACUUAGACAAAUACGUUACUGAGUUUUUCAAUAUCAGUUCAAAUCUUAUAUUCUUUAUACGUUAAUUUUACAAUUAGAUAAACAACAUAACACUUUGCCUUGGAUUGGCUACUUAUUUUUAAUUGAUUGAGUACUCAAUAAAACAUGAGUCAUAUGAGUGGGUCCAUAUGAAGAGGGAUUAGGCUGAAAUAAUUAUUAAAGUUUUCUUCCAGAGAAAUUAAUUGGGUUGGUAGCAACUUUUAAGUGGAUCAAGAGAUCUUUCAGAUGUUCAGUCAAGCCAUGAGACCUAAUGCAGUUUCAAGGAAUGCAUGGUAACUUGGCUGGCCAAGUUCCAUUUUUAUUAAAGUAACUUAAUGAGUGCUUUUGACUUCUUUUGGAGGUACAGAUAUUUUUUCUCUCUACACUAGUAAGUAUUAUGCCUUUUAAAAUAAAUUUCUUUUCACAAAUGGUUUGCAGUGCUAAAUUACAUUUAGGCUAAGAACAGGCAAGGGUGGAAUAUAUCAGGAAUUUAUAAUAAAAUUUCCUCAUAAUCUCCGCAGCGGUAUCUUAAUUUUCACUUGUAAUGACUUUUCUUUUUACAGUAUGAAGAGAACUAUGAUAAAUGGUAUACUGGAUUUUUCAAAGUGUCAAAAAUGUUAGACUUUUUUUAGUAAUUACUCUGACAUUUGCUACUGUAGUAGCAAAGCACUCAUUAUAUAUUCAUCCUCCAAAUGUUUUGUACUUAUUUAUAGGAAAAUUGCACUAAUGAGAUUAAUAAUGUGAAAUGCAUUUUUUUUUGCAAAAUUAGCAUUAGAAAAUUGAUUUUAGAAGACAGAUCUUUAAGGUUUUAGACAAAAGUGCAAUAACAUUGUAAACUGUAAGAAUAUAGAUAGCAAGAAAAUAAUGAAAUUGGGCAUGUUUAUAGUAAAUAUUAUAACCAACCAUUUUUAUUAACUACAUCUCAUUAAGGAAAGUUUAUAUGUUUUGUUAUUUUAUUAAUAUUUUAUUUACAGUUCAGAUUGAAAAUGACUAAUUUGACUGUUAGCAAAUAAACUAAACAAAUGAAUCAUUGCAGCCAAGCUUUUUAAAUUGCAAAAUGUGCCUUAGCAAUAAUCUUUGAGCAUCCUGAACCAGAUUUUUGAUCCCAUUUUUGUGUAAUAACAAGGACAAAGAACCAUCAAAAUAUCAAUAACUUAUUCCACCAAAGAAUAAGCCAUUGUGUUUCUUCAGUAUAGAAACAGAAGCGAAAAGUCAGAAACGGAUUUCUUUUGAAUUCUUUAGGUAGGUAUAUACAAUAAACAAUGUUUGGAUUCUUUAAUUUUUAUAUUUAAUGUUGUCCUUCAGCAUGAGCUCUGUGUCAUGAGUUUUAGGUCACCUAUUGAAGCUCUAGAGUAGAGAAGUUCUUAACUGAAUACUUACAUUUCAGUGUUAUAUUUUCCUUAUUAAGGGUGGGAAGGGAACCCCUAUAUGGGUUUAUAUAUGUUUUAUUUUGUCGUCAACCAUCAAUAAAAUGUUUUCUGUGAAA
Messenger RNA from Orcinus orca (killer whale), 6224 nucleotides. RefSeq names its product uveal autoantigen with coiled-coil domains and ankyrin repeats (gene UACA). The record is from RefSeq and is a predicted model, not a curated record. Bases 352 to 4563 code for a protein of 1403 amino acids. Gene Ontology annotation, molecular function: actin binding. NCBI's taxonomy places the organism in Eukaryota, Metazoa, Chordata, Mammalia, Artiodactyla, Delphinidae. The transcript is spliced from 19 exons.